AUGUCUGACAAAAAGGAGGUGAAUUUAACAGGAGUCCAGCAGAGUAAAGGCGUGUGGCUGGUUAAGGUUCCAAAGUAUUUAUCUCAGCAAUGGGACAAAGCUACAGAAAAGGGAGAAGUUGGGAAGAUCUCAAUAGAAAAAAAACACGGUAAAACGGAGGUAUGUUUCAGUCUUAACGAGGAGCUGGCCUCCAUGACUGCAGCAGGGGAGAAGGAUGAGUCCCUGCAGAUACCGAGGGAAUAUCCCUUCACAAUGCACACAGUGGGCGCGCAGACCAUGGCCGUCUUCAGCCAAAGCGAAGCAGAUGAAAUCAGUCUGGAGGGGAUGGUGGUGCACAGAGCUGAAUGUCGACCGGUCGUCUCUGACAGCUACAUGAAGGUGAAAAGGCUGCAGAUUGAGUCCGCCAAGCCUCAACGUUUGGCGCAGCAGCUGGAUAGAGCUGUCACUACCAUCUUCAAGCCUGUGGCCAACCACGACUUCAAUCUGGAGUUUGAGAAGAAGAAGAAGUCAGAGGGGAAGAUGGUGAGGGCUGAUCGACAGGUGGUUCUGGACAUGCUGUUCUCUGCCUUUGAGAAGCAUCAGUAUUACAGCUUCAAGGACCUGGUGGACAUCACCAAACAGCCUGUGACCUACCUGAAAGAAAUCAUGAGGGAAAUCGGUACAUGCAAUCGCAAAGGAGCGCAUAAAAGCACCUGGGAGCUGAAGCCAGAGUACCGACACUACCAGCCGGGCGAGGAAGAGGAGAAGAGCCCCUAGCUUCAUCAGCAUGCCUGUUCAUUUAGAGGAUUCAUUCAAUUAUACGGGUCGAGACUUUGAGUUAUUUGUGUUUUUUCUUAUCUGUUAAAAUCAUGUCUAAUGUUUAACAUGAUUAAUUUACUAUUUGGAUUGAUGUAAUAUUUCUUUUGCUGCUUUGUUGUGAAUAUUAUUUGUAUUCUGGAUUAAACCUGUUAGAGAACAGCAAUGCGACGACCAUCUGUGUCU
Messenger RNA from Cyprinodon tularosa, 981 nucleotides. RefSeq names its product general transcription factor IIF subunit 2-like. Gene Ontology annotation, cellular component: transcription factor TFIIF complex. Lineage: Eukaryota; Metazoa; Chordata; Actinopteri; Cyprinodontiformes; Cyprinodontidae. The record is from RefSeq and is a predicted model, not a curated record. Bases 1 to 756 code for a protein of 251 amino acids. Gene Ontology annotation, biological process: transcription initiation at RNA polymerase II promoter; transcription by RNA polymerase II. The transcript has 8 exons.